GAGGGGACGCGGCGGCCACUGGAGGAGUGCUAGGUCUGUGUGCGAGCGGGAUUGGGGCGCGCGCCGGCUGCGGGAGGCCUCGGAGACCGGGGCGAGGGGCCGGGCCGUGUGGAGCUGCUCGUCAGUCUGCCGGCGCCUCUUCUGCGGAGGAGCAGCUGCAGUCGGAGGGAUUUUAGAAAUGGCUACUCCCCAGUCAGUUUUCGUCUUUGCGAUCUGCAUUUUAAUGAUAACGGAAUUAAUUUUGGCGUCAAAAAGUUACUAUGAUAUCUUAGGUGUGCCAAAAUCAGCAUCAGAGCGCCAAAUCAAGAAAGCUUUUCACAAGUUGGCCAUGAAGUACCAUCCCGACAAAAAUAAGAGCCCUGAUGCUGAAGCAAAAUUCAGAGAGAUUGCAGAAGCAUAUGAAACACUCUCAGAUGCUAAUAGGCGAAAAGAGUAUGAUACACUUGGACACAAUGCUUUUACUAAUGGUAAAGGACAAAGAGGUAACGGAAGUCCUUUUGAGCAAUCAUUUAACUUCAAUUUUGAUGACUUAUUUAAAGACUUUGGGUUUUUUGGUCAAAACCAAAACACUCGGUCCAAGAAGCAUUUUGAGAAUCACUUCCAGACACGCCAGGAUGGUUCCAGUAGACAAAGACAUCAUUUCCAGGAGUUUUCUUUUGGAGGUGGACUGUUUGAUGACAUGUUUGAAGAUAUGGAGAAAAUGUUUUCUUUUAGUGGUUUUGACACCAAUCGGCAUACAGUACAGACUGAAAAUAGAUUCCACGGAUCUAGCAAGCACUGCAGGACUGUCACUCAACGAAGAGGAAAUAUGGUUACUACAUACACUGACUGUUCAGGACAGUAGUUCACUAUUUUCUGUUCUCACUAAAGCCAACUAGUUGACUUUUCUUCAAUACCCUUUGAUGCAAAACAAUUUUCUGUGAACUAUUUUGACAAGUGCAUGAUUUCACUUAACUUGAUAUAGAUAUUAAAUGUAUUUAAAUGUUUUUGACAAAUUCAGCAACACUCAGUAGAAAAUAGCUAAUUAUUAAUUUCCCUGAUAGGAAAGAUUCUUUAAAAAAGAUACUAUAAUUCUGCCUGGUCUUUUUUCUCUACUUGCCCUUGGGCUUACUUGCGUGGCCAGUUUUAUUACCAAGAAAAGAUUGAGUUUGCCUGAUAUAUUUAAAGGUUAAACUUUGAAACUUAUUGUAGAUUUAAAUUGUGUGAACUUGAAUGGUUUUUUGCAGUGAAACCUUUGCUAAUUUAAAAUUGCAUGCUCUGCGGCAUCUCUGAUUUGGGUUGCUAAAUGUACACGAAACUGUAAUUGAGUCAUUCAGCAAAGGAUAGCAGUAUCUUUCCACUGAAAACUUUAGAAAGGCAUGAUUUAAUAUUUACCACAGAACCAUACCUUUCUGCAGUAAAAUUGGAGUAAGUGAAAUGAUCGGAUUGCUCAUAGCCAUUUGGCUGAAAGAAAGUUGAAAACUUUUGAAAUAUUACCAAGAGAUUGUUACAUGCUUGGUCCCUGGCUGAUGAUUUUGUAGUGUUGAAAUCAUAGCUAAUUUAUAUAUCAUUUCACAUUUCUUUCUUUGUUGUUGGCGCUCUAAGUCUUAUAUGGAUUUAUGUAUUUUUUAUGUGUGUGUGGUUCCUCUUCUUUGCACUCAUCUUUAUCUAGAGAUUGACUAAUACCUCAUUCUGUUUGUAAAAACAGCCAGUAAUUUCUGUGCAACCUUAUUAUGUGCAAUAUUUUUAAAUCCUAAGAAAUGUGUGCUUUUGUUUUCAUAUAGACUUAUUUCUUUAGUUCAGCACUUUUUGCAUUAUACUCCAUACGAGUAUUAAUCCUAUGGAUACAUACUAAAACUAGUAAAUGUCUCAUACAACAUUGUGUGUGAGUGAGAGAAAUAUAAUAUUUACAAUAUGA
Molecule: messenger RNA, 1897 nt
Organism: Enhydra lutris kenyoni (northern sea otter)
Lineage: Eukaryota; Metazoa; Chordata; Mammalia; Carnivora; Mustelidae
Product: DnaJ heat shock protein family (Hsp40) member B9
Exons: 4
Coding region: 179-844 (221 amino acids)
Cellular component (GO): endoplasmic reticulum
Molecular function (GO): protein-folding chaperone binding; misfolded protein binding
Source: RefSeq, a predicted model, not a curated record